Salpingoeca rosetta is the source of this 2347-nucleotide messenger RNA. RefSeq lists its product as uncharacterized. Lineage: Eukaryota; Choanoflagellata; Craspedida; Salpingoecidae. The coding region runs from base 121 to 1974 and encodes 617 amino acids. Gene Ontology annotation, biological process: non-motile cilium assembly; protein localization to cilium. Gene Ontology annotation, molecular function: patched binding; smoothened binding. The transcript is spliced from 18 exons. Gene Ontology annotation, cellular component: BBSome; axoneme; centrosome. The record is from RefSeq and is a predicted model, not a curated record.
CGGAUGAGGAGAAUUUGUUGAAAAUAUUCGCCAAUAUUCAAACCAGCCAACCACCACACAAACAAAAUAAAACCGACCAACAGACAGACACUCCUGCCUGUUUGAGUGCUGUGCUUCGGGAUGGCUGACGUGCAGAGCACAGGGGAUGGCGGUGAUGUUGGCAACCAGCCACAGCAGGGUGGUGUGGGCCAGGGCGAGGGCUCUUCCAGGGUCGGUGUGGGUGGCCGAAAGACAGCGAACACCAAACGUGUCAAGGAUGAGCCUUGGCAAAAAGUGGUGGACGACCCCAUCGCCGACAUGGACUGCACAUCCUCAUGCAUCACGUUUGCUGAUGUCAACAACCAAGGGGAGAACAAGGUGAUUGUAGCCAACAUGCAGUUUGCAGAAGGAAAGUCCAAGCUGCAAGUCCUCAACUGCGGUGAACUCCAGCAGUCCAUCCACUUGUUCGGGUUUCCGUGCGGCACAAUCUCUUUUCGCACAUCGGAUGAGGCGUCAGCACCAGCCAUUGCGGUGGCAUCGGGUAACGCCCUUUAUGUGUUUAAGAACUUGAAGCCCUUCUACAAAUUCAUCCUUCCGGACUUGCCGCUCGAUGAGCAAGAGCUUGAGACGUGGGUUGGUGUGCGUCGCGCCGAGCGCGUGGAUGCAGAUGUGCUGCAGAAUGCGCUGCUCACGCUUCGUGGCAACGGCGUCAAGCUCUCCCCCCGGUCCCUCAAAUUCCUGUCGCUGCCGCCUGAGAUGCGGGAGGAUUUCGUCAACAUGGUCAAGACGCAGCCCGCCACCACGCCCGCUGUCAUCACAACUGUCGGCACACUCGCAAAGCUUGGUGGCGAUGACACUGGGGUGGCGUGCCCCGUUCUUGGGACAGAGGACGGUCAGGUGUUUGUUCUCAAUCCAACAAACUUUGCCGCAGUCGUCCGUGUGUCCCUCCCAGGCCCCGUUGCGUGCAUGACGGCGAGUGGCGCCCUGGAUACCGACUACAGAAUCCACGCUUGCACACGCGAUGGCACCGUGUGCCACAUCAAAGGGGGAAAGCUUGCAGAUCACUCGUUUUCGCUGCCUGCGCCCGCUGUUGGCAUUGACCGUAUCGGAAAAUCGCUCCUCAUCUCCUGCGCAGACUCCUGCCUCUACUGCUUCAGCACAAAGGGUCGCCGUCUGUGGCAGGUCAAGAUGCCUGCUCCCAUCACCGCGCACAGCCCAAUGGUCUACAGGCCAAAGAUGCUCAGGUUAACGCUAAUCGGACUUGAGAAUGGCGAGAUCCGCCUGUACAGCGACAAAGAGAUGCUCAGCACGUUGAAGGUCGACAGCGGUGUUGCUGCGCUUCGUUUCGGCCGUCUCUGGCGCGACAGCUACGUACUCGUGACGGUCACGCAGGAGGGCCACUACAUCGUGCACCGGCUGAAAAGGGCCACAGAGUUCCACCAGCUCAAGGGCGUGAAAGGUCCGCCACCAGAGCAGCACAUCCGCAUCAAAGUGCCGACAAAGACCAAACUCUAUGUUGACCAGACGCAGCGGGAGAAGGACAACGCCGUGUCGAUGCAUCAGGCAUUUCGCCGUGACCACUACGUCUUGCAGGUCCUCGUCGCCCGCAAAUACGUCAAGGCAAUGACCUCUGCGCUUGCACCGACAUCUGCUCUCGAAGACGUCAAGUUCCAGGUUGGCGCUGCAGUGCAAGGCAUCGGCCCGACAUUCCGCUUGCUCGUGACUGUGCAAAACACGAGUGCGACGGCCGUGUCCGACAUCCGCCUCGCGCUCACGUGGGACGAAAGCAUGUAUGACAUUCAGAACCCCUCUGGCCUCAUUCCACAUCUUGUUCCAGGCGUCACAUACACGGAGUCCUUCAACGUUCAGUGCAUUACGCAAGAGAUGGUGUCCAGUCCAAUCAAAGUGCAGCUGUACUCUCCGCAGCGUUCGCUCCCCAUUGUCACCGCCGUUGUUGCAAUGCCCGUCAGCGAGCCCGUCGUCACUGUCAGAUGAGCAGCAACACCUCCACAAUCUGCUCUGUGUGUGUGCGUGUAUGUGUUGUGUGUGUGGUGUGGUGUGUUUCAGGUCUUCUGGUGUACACAAGCAAGUGGUCGUUUGUGGGCAAGGUUCAACGUGAUGUGGCCCCUCGUGGCAAGAUCGCAGUGCCUGCAAGUCAACGCAUGCAGUUGCUCUUGCUCGUUUUGUGUGUUUCCGUUACUCUCUGAUGGGGUACAGGGUUCUCCCUUGACUUCUUUGUGUCCUGCACGUGUGUACAUUGGACAUGUGUUGGAUGUCUCCACGACUCUAUUGUUCUUGGUCGGAUACAUAUCACUCCUUGUAUCAAGGACAGUACGAAACAGCAGCACUAGCAGAAAACUCACGCGCG